AUGAUGAUGAUGGAUCAUCAUAUGGGUAUAGGAAUCGACGAGGAUGAAGUUGGAAAGAAUCUGAAAACAGGUGAUUUGGUGACGUUCUACUCGGAGCAAGAAGAGGAAGAAGGAUUCUUUAGUAAAGCACACGAUUCCGCUGUACUUCAACCGAACAAAUCGAAGGAAUGUGUAUUCAAGAUACAUCCAAUGACACAAUACACCGCGAGGAAAGCUUUGAAAAAGAAAAAGAGACAGGGUGGCGGUGGAACCAACAGUCCCAUUGGAACGUUGGGUCUCGGUGGAAUGGGUGGUGGUGAUCCUGCCGACCAAGAUCGUGACCAAGAGUUGAAACAACUCGAGGAAUAUCAAGACAUUGAAGAUACCACAAACGAGACUGCUCUCAUCCAGUUGGAGGGAAGAGAUUUGGUGUACGGACAAAUCAUCCAGUUGUUCCACCCGAAAACCAAUCAAUUCUUGUUUGCCAAACACUACAAUGCCAAGCAUAAUCGCGCCAGCGCGCACACAGAAUCGCCAGGACGGCGCCAAAGUCCAGCAGUCGGACUUGGUGCUGCUGCGUCACGAGAAGACAGUGUACCAAGUAUUAGCAUUAACAAUACAAGUAUCAAUAUGUCUGGUGGAAUUCCAAUUGGUUCCAGUAGCAAUGAAAUUUCAUCUUCCGAUUCCAACAAUUUCAAAGAAGACAUUCCACUGAUACUCGUUCCGGAAUCCGAGAAAUACUCGCCAAAUUCCACCUUUUAUUUCGUUCCCAAAGAACAAAAUACAAUCGAACACGUAACAUAUGGAUCAUUCGUAAGAAUACAAUCACUCUCCAAAUAUUGGUUACAUUUUAUCAAUGAUGAAACAUUCUUUCAUAAUGGUGAUCUUGUUGGAACAAAGAAAUUCUUUAAAUAUGAUGAUUUCCAAAUUAAACCGAUACCGAAAUCACAGAUGGAAGAUUACAAGUUUGUUAGUAGUAGGAUGACAAAGAUUGGACAUUUCGUAUCGCCUCAGGAGUUGCGGAAGAAGAUAUCGUUACAAGAGCUGCGGUUUAUUCUGAUAGAGUUGAUCAAGUUUUGUACGCAAUCCGAUGUGGAGGAUCCACUGGAACGUGAGGGUACACCGAUAAAAACACAUCAAUCACUACUGGCGACUUCACAUAAUCUGAAAAUACUGUUGGAUUUGCUCAAUAAGUUCUUCAAUCCUCUCGAUCCUCUCACCAUAAGCUAUGUCUAUCGUAUUUUCAAACAGAUUUCGAAAUCAAAUGUGAAGAUUGGUAUCACAGUCAAUCGACAUGUCAAGGCAAUCUCUGGACCACUGGAACUACGUGAACGAGCUGUUUCAUUUGGAUUGGGUGCAGUCCUACUGGAUAUCUAUAAGAACAAUCAUAUUCUCUUAGAGAAUUUGAGUGAGGAGAAAGUCAUUGAGUUUGUCGACGCGAUACGACAGACACGCGAUCCCAAGUACAUGGAGCUACUCAGUGAGAUCUGUGUGUGUAACAACAAACCGAUUGUAAAGAACCAACAGUAUCUUUGUGACCAUCUACUCGAGAAGAAUACAGAUCUGCUGCUGAAAACACGUGUCACUUCGCAGGUGGAGAUCGAAGUGAAGCCGGGACAAUGGAUGUCGAUGGCCGACUUUAUGAGUAAGGGCGACGAGAAGACACAACGCUACUUUGAGCAAUCGUUGUCGCUCUAUGCCAAUGUUUCACGUGGACGUAACUACAAUGGUAUCAGACUGGUUGGACAGUUUGCAUCGUACAAAGAAUGCUUCCUCUGUCUGAAGGACGAGAAUCUGCCGUAUACACUUCGUGGCAGCUACACCAACGUCGUCAUCCACAAGGACAUGGAUUGCGACCCACAGAAACCAUACGCAAAGAUCACCUACUUUUGGAAUCCACUCGAUCAAACCAACGCUAUCGAACAGCAACGUCAGAGUACACUCGGAAGAAACACCAAAUCAUCGGAUACCAUUCGUCAGCAUGGAUCUGUCAACGGAACCAAUAAUCUAACUGGAAACAACAGCAACAGCAAUAACAACAACAACAAUAGUAACAAUAGCAAUAAUAAUAGUAAUUUCGGUAGUUAUAAUAAUAAUAACAAUAGUUUAGCAAGUAUGAACGGAUUUGGCUAUUAUAAUAACAAUAUCAAUGGUUCCAAUAUGGCGCUGGCGUCGUCCGGUGGCGGUGGCGAAGACGAUAUCUUCACAAUGUUUCCGCCAAUGACCGAACCUCUCCAUGUUUCGGAUCCAUCGAAUAUCUCACAGUUCCUAAUGAACUAUGUCCUCAGACCAGAGAAUUUCAGCUGGGGAUUGAUGUAUUCCUCGAACAUCUCGCUGCAACGGCCACAAUGGGGAUUCUUCCAUAAGAUCUUGAUAGCUGCCAACUAUGCUUUCAAAUUUGGAUUCUUCAAGCGAAAGGAACGUAUUCUGCUGAAUCGGUUGAAAGAUAUUUUGGAGGUACAAUCGAGUGAUGCGUCGGGCGGUGAGGUGCAAUCCACUGACUUGGGUCGUACGAUGGGUGGUUCGCGUCUGCUCGAAGACGAUUCAUCGAUAUUGGUUGCCAUAAAAAUCGAGAUUCUUCAGAUCCUACACCAGAUGCUGAGUCUUCAGAAGAAAGCGAUAUUCGAACAGUUCCUCAAUGAGAUGUCGCUCAACGAACAGGUGCAGCAGACAGCCAACAACCGUAGUAGCAGUCUGGACGUCACCGAUUCCGAGGAGCAGAUAAAGCGGCUGCUGAUCAACAAACUCGAUGGUACUGCACUAAACUCACAGAAACCAAUGCCAAAUCAUCGAAAUCCAUUCAUUUCAACACUGUUCGCCCAGUUGAAACACGAGAACAAUAUUCUGACGUCGUUGGUUCUCUCCUUUUUGAAUAGAAUCUAUAAGUAUCAGAAUGGAUACGCUCAACUCUAUCAUCCCAUUCGUAAAUUGAUGAUUCUACCAGCGGCGAACGUCAGCAACAACAUCUACUCGCAAUCCAUCAAGAAAAUGGAGGAGAUCACCAAGUGUUGUUCGAAUCUACUGACCAACAACGAGACGGAAGAGGUGCUAAAGAUUCUCGCGUAUUUCAUUCAUAUGUGUGAAGCUGGUGAUGCCAAAGCGCAAAAGAAUCAGAAUAUGCUCAAGGUGAUUGGAAUUCACAAGAGAAUCAUCGGUAUCUUAAAGAUGGGAUGUACUCUGGAGAAUCUCGUCGAUGAGCGAGGUGAAGUCUGUUCGCUGUUGAGCACAACCGCCAACAACUCUGGAGGAAUAGGAUCGAGUGGAAUUCAAGGUGGUAAACUCUCGAUGGAUAGUUCAUUCAGUAGUAUCCAUUCGUCGUCGAGCAACACACCAACCCUGGAAACUCAGCGAAUUCAACAAUCUUGUUUUGCCGCCAAGAUAUUCCGCUCGUGCUACGAAUUCUUCCGUGCAUUCUGCAAGAAUAAUCCAUCGAUUCAACAGCUACUCUAUGGAUACAUAGAGUUUCUCAUCGGUCAUUUGAUUCGCUAUGGCAAUAUUUUCGGUACUAUCGAGACGCUGAUGGAGAUCUUCAAGAACAACAUCAAGCUUUGUGUAUCGUUUGGAGAGUCGCCCUAUAUGAAACUGUUGAUUGAAUUCAUUAUUCAUCAGGAUGUCAAGGAUGUCGAUCCAGUAUUCCUCCGAUUCCUCAACAUGAUUAUGAAGCCAAGUGGCUACAGCGCAGUGACAGAGAUUCAAAUAUCGAUUUCCAAUCUUCUCAAGGAGUAUCGUCCGGUCAUUGCCAAAUGGCUACUUCCAUUCUCCACCGUCAAGGAGGUAAUGAAAGAACCAAAAGGUGCAACCAUCUCCAAAUUCCAUAAAUCCAACAACAGUUCAACCUACAAACUACAUGCAUGUCUACAAGAAAUUCUAUUACAAUCUCUUCAAGAACAUCAACAAGAUGGUGCUGGUGGAAAUAAUAAUAAUAACAACAACAAUAGUAACAACAAUAAUAGUAGUUCUAUUUCAGUUAGUUCUGUAAAGACAACAAAUAUGUCACAGUCGACUCAACCGAAAUUGAUGAGAUCCACUGCCAAACAUAUGUUGGUAACAUCGAUGGAAGAAGUUCUACCAAGAGAAUUUGUUAUCAAUUUGGAACUGGUUUGGUUACUCUCUGUUUGUAGCUACGGAAGAAACACUCCAACCGAAAUUAUUUGUCGUGAUUUCAUUACGAUGCACGACUGUUUCGAAGUGUUGGUGGUGAGAACCGAUGGAACAGGAAGAGAAGCAAGCUCCCUGAUGAUUCACGAUACCAAAGAGUAUCUCGAACAGAAUCUUCAAUUCCGUUUCAAGAGUGCCUACGUUUCAUUCUUGCACGAAGUUUACUUCAAUUCCGAUACGUUGAAGGGUGAUCUACUGGCACUGCAACUCAAUGAGAAUCUCUGGAAUCUUAUCGACCAGUUCACCAACCAAUUGAAAUUCCUCUACACUUGCUAUAGCACCGAUCGAUUGUCGUCCGAUUACUUCCUGAUGAUGUCGCGUUCCAUCAUUCUCCCGAUGAUCUCCAUACUGGAGCGUUUCUACUCACAGUGUUUCUACUUUGACAAAGCAACACAGAAACAUCUGCUCUACAGCAGUGUACUCAUGGGAAAUCUAUUGAAAUUCUACAGUGUCGAUGAAUCCAUUCGUGUUCCAAUGAGAGCGAGUCAACAACAAGCAGCAGCCAACGGUAAUAGUAUCAACGGAUCACUAUCGAACAACAAGAAGACUCUACUUCAACAAACUCAAAGCGAUGAAGAUCUACCGAGUUCAGGUGGAAUUCAUCCGAUUCUUAUGAAUUUGGAUUUGGAUGAGAAGAUCAAUUUGUUGGUAUCGCUCGUCAAAUGCUUAAAGUCGAUGGAUCGUUCUGCCAUCUCACCGACUUCCACGCCUGGCAUUUCAGUGUCGUCCGUCUCUGAGGUUAUCAAGGGUUGCGAGGAAAUCAUUGCUAGACUCGACCGUCAGAAUUCAAAGUGGGCACGUCAACGCUCAGAGACCACAGACGACUCUGUCACGCUGAUCUCCAAGCAAUCAUCGACCUAUCUCUACGACCAGAAGGAACAUCCAAUGCUAAAGCUAUUCAGAGAGCGUGGAUAUCAACAACUGGCGUUGAUCGUCCUCGAGAAAGAUGACAAAGCACUCAAUGCUUUACUCUCUGGUACUGACUCGGCAGGUGGAAAAGUAGCUGUCAACACAUUCCUCGAGAUCCUGGUGUUCCAACUCCGUAACACUCUCUAUGAGAACAACUCUCUGAAGCUACAUUGCAUUAGGAUUCUACUGUCGGUGUUGGAAUCACACCCGCAGAAGAAGAGGAUCAUGCAGAAUCAACUGACAGAGAUGUAUUGUCAUUCCGCGUGUAUCGGUUUGAUCGGUUCGAAAUCUCACGACGUUGCUCUGGAAGCGCUGAAUCUGCUGUUGGCGCUACUCGAGGAGCAGUCAGACCCGACCAACCCUGUUCCCAAUGAAUAUGUGAAGGAGUCGAUCCAAACCUAUUUCUCAUCGUCUCCGGACAUCCAGUUUUUCAAGCAUAUCUACGGCAUGAUGGAGCGUGCCAAACUCUCACUGCGUGACACCAAGAGAAAUCUCCGAAUGGAGAACAUCAAGCACAAUAUCUCUGGUGGUCUGGUGUUUGAACGUGGCAACACAAUUCUCGGGUUGGUUCACAAACACACCGAUAUCGACCAGGUAGUCGAUACCAACCCGUAUGCCACAGAGUUUUUGAUUAUGUCGAAUAUCUUCAGGGUGUUGCAGCUGUUGUGUCAGGGAUCGAGCAGUCUUUUCAAAUCUUACAUUCGUUGCCAACCGGACAACUACAAGUCAUACGAUCUCCUGCGUGAAUUGUGCCAAUUCCUAAAGAUUUUGGAAACCAUUGUCAACAUCGAUUUGGAUUCCAUUAAUUUGGCAUCGCGAUUCUUCUCUUGUCUCAAGGAGAUUGUAAAGCAUACGCCUGAGAAUCAGAUUGCCGUUACCAACGUUCAGAUGUGCAAGGCCAUUUGUAACAUCUUGCGAAAGAGUGAUAUCGGUGGUGAUCCAGUCAAGAAUGAAAAGUACUUGGAUCUCAAGAUUGAGAUUAUGGAUUUCCUGUUGCAUGUGGUCGAUCGUGAAGAUCAGCGAGUGGUCAGUCGCAUGAUUGAAGAACUAGAUUACUCAGUGAUCGAAGAGAACACCAAUAUGCUCGGUGGAUCGGGUGGUGGCAGCAAGACCGACAAUGAAAAAGCCAUCAAACUGGCAGCGAUGUCGUUCCGUCUGAUCAAGAUCCUCGCGGACAACGACACCUCCCAGAAUCGCCAGUUGGCCGAUUGUCUCCAGGCGUGUGGUGAGCAUUGUCGAUCUCGUAUCGGUCGUGUCGAAAUGUUCCACAAUUCCAAGCUGGAGCGUAUCUACUUCCCGAUUCCUUCGUACAGUCGUCGUUUGAUUCUUCAGGCCAAGGAGCAAUCAAAGAUCAAAAACGAUGAAAAUGAACUACAGAAAGACAUGGAGGACUACAUGAUCAACAAUGAAAUCAACUGGAACAAAUCGGCAGAGAAACUCGACGCCUUUAUGGUUUGGUCAGAGAUCAAGCUGAUCGAGCUGGAGCACCGACACCAAUUGAAACAAGCGCCAAUCUCCUACUUCAUAUCGAAUCAUUAUAACAAGUGGGCGUAUAUCAACUUUGCUUUGGCAAUAGUCAUAAAUAUUCUACUGAUUAUCUAUGGUACCUCUGGAACCACCAGUUUCCAGGAUUCCUCAAACUUUGGUGCCACCCUCUUCCGAGCAACCAUCUUACCACUCUCCAUUCUCCAAACCAUAUUCAGUCUGCUUACGAGUGUAUCUUAUUUCAUUGGAAAUGCAGCCGUAACAGUUUAUAAAGGUUGGAUUAAAUAUUUAGAGAAUCAAAAGUCAUUCAUGUUAAGAACUAACGCAGAAAGAAUGCAUUAUGUUAGAUCUAAUUUCUCAUUUUGGAGGUAUCUAUUCAUUAAUAUAAGACAUAUAAUGACGGAUGCCAAAUCAGUAUAUUUUAUUUUCUCUGUAAUAUUCUCAUUCCUUGGUCUAUAUAAUCCUUUGUUCUACUCAUUCCAUAUAUUCCAAAUAACUUUGAAAACAAAAGCACUUAGUAUUGUAAUUAGAGCAAUCAAUAUUAAUAAAGGAACUUUAAUAUUGAUGGGUGCAUUCAUGAUCCAAGCUACCUAUGUACUUUCUAUUUUCUCUUAUGCAUUCUUUGCUGAAUUCUAUGUAAAUGGUGAAGGAAAUUUCUGUUCUACAUUAUACCAAUGUUUCCUUGGAAAUAUUUUCUAUGGUGUUCCAACAUCUGGUCAAUUAGUACAAUUUGUUAUUUUCAAAUUUGAUCAAGCCUAUUCAAAUAAUGGAACAGCAUUUGUAUUGGCCUGGACAGUCUUUUGUGUUGUUUUCUAUGUGGUGACAUCCAUUUUCUUGUUGAAUGUAAUUCUUGGUAUCAUCGUAGAUACGUUUGGUCAGCUCCGUGAUCAACGUGCUCUCACUGAAGACUACAAAGCAAACAUCUGUUUCAUUUGCUCUAUCGAUAGAGAAACCUUCCAGAAGAAAGGUAUCGAUUUCAACAAGCAUGUCGAAGAUGAUCACAACAAGUGGUACUAUCUCUACUUCUUUGCCUACCUGAAGGAGCGUGUCAUCAACAAACAACAGAACCAAUUCUCUGACUCUGAGUUGCAUGCACUUCGAAAGAUUGAAACAAACAAAUCUCUAUCGCUCUUCCCAGUGGAGGCUUCGAUUUCACUCCAAGGUGAACACCAAAAGAGUGACUCUAUGAUCCAAGCCAUUCAAGACAUGGAAGCCAAGAUUGCCACCAACGUUUCAUCACAAGUAAACACCACAAUUGCAUUGCUUAUCGAUGAGAUUAAAUUACUUCGCCAACAAGUGAAUGAUCUUUCAAAUAAAUAA
This is a messenger RNA of Heterostelium album PN500, 7851 nucleotides long. RefSeq names its product inositol 1,4,5-trisphosphate receptor-like protein (gene iplA). Gene Ontology annotation, biological process: calcium ion transmembrane transport. The transcript has 7 exons. Lineage: Eukaryota; Evosea; Eumycetozoa; Acytosteliales; Acytosteliaceae. The record is from RefSeq and is a predicted model, not a curated record. Gene Ontology annotation, molecular function: calcium channel activity. Bases 1 to 7851 code for a protein of 2616 amino acids. Gene Ontology annotation, cellular component: membrane.